AUCCAAGCUUACGAUGGUAUGCAGUCGGGACGCACUGCCAACCUGCUCACCACAGCACGUCAUCCCCAGUGGUGCGACGCUAAGGCUGGCCUGCCAGAACAGCACCUCCGUGUCUACAGUUGGAGCCGACCUGUACGGGAUGGAUCGCAUGCACUGUGACAACGGGCAGUGGCAACCGGCAGACUUCCCAGUUUGCUUUGAUCGAUGCCUGAUCGAUCACCACAAACUGAACUUCAGCGGCCUCAACAUCAGCGACGGCCAGCUGACGGGAGGGAAUACCCUGCGUAGCGGCUACAGUUUCACGGUCGAAUGCAAGGACCUGGACGCCACGCUAAUGGGUCUGGGCACCCUCUACUGCUUGGACGGGGAACUUGUGCCGUCGACCUUGCCUAUAUGCAUACCCCACGGUAAGCCUGAUGCUAACUGA
Messenger RNA from Acanthaster planci (crown-of-thorns starfish), 427 nucleotides. RefSeq lists its product as uncharacterized. NCBI's taxonomy places the organism in Eukaryota, Metazoa, Echinodermata, Asteroidea, Valvatida, Acanthasteridae. The record is from RefSeq and is a predicted model, not a curated record.